AGCCAUGGAUGCCUUGUCCUCCUCUUUCCUCUCCACAUUUCCCACCCAACCCUCCACAACAGCCCCAAAACUCAAAUCCCUCACCAUCUCCUCUGUUAGAAUCGAAGACAGACCCACAACCCAAACCCCUCCCAAAACACCACCACCACCACUACAACCCAAGCACACUGCUGCUACUACUAAGACUACUCCUUCUUCUCCAUCCUACUCCUCCCCACCACCCACAAAACCUAAUCCAACAACACUCCCGGCUGCCAUCUUCAACCUUUUCGACGACUUCAUCAACACCUUCGUCGACCCUCCCAUCCGCCCUUCCGUCGACCCCAAACACGUCCUCACCGGCAACUUCGCUCCCAUCACCGAACUCCCACCAACCGAGUGUGACGUCAUCCACGGCUCAUUACCCUCCUGCCUCGACGGCGCUUACAUCCGCAACGGCCCAAACCCUCAGUACCUCCCGCGCGGGCCCUACCACCUCUUCGACGGCGACGGCAUGCUCCACUCCCUCAGAGUCUCCCAAGGCCGCGCCGUCCUCUGCAGCCGCUACGUCAAGACGUAUAAAUACACCGUCGAGCGCGACGCCGGCUUCCCUCUCCUCCCCAACGUCUUCUCCGGCUUCAACGGCCUAACCGCCUCCGCGACACGUGGCGCGCUCUCAGCUGCCCGCGUGGCGUCCGGGAUGUACAACCCCGCCAACGGCAUUGGCAACGCCAACACCAGCCUCGCGUUCUUCGGCGGCAAGCUCUACGCGCUCGGCGAGUCUGACCUGCCUUACGCCGUCCGUUUGACCGCCGGCGGCGACGUCGAGACCGUCGGACGGGAGGACUUUAACGGCGAGCUGUUCAUGAGCAUGACGGCGCAUCCGAAGGUGGACCCCGACACCGGCGAGGCCUUCGCUUUCCGUUACGGACCGGUUCCGCCGUAUCUGACCUACUUCCGGUUCGAUCCCGCCGGAUCUAAACAGAAAGACGUGCCGGUGUUCUCCAUGAAAAGUCCUUCUCUGCUGCACGACUUCGCGAUCACGAAGAAGUACGCGGUGUUCGCCGACAUCCAGAUCGGGAUGAACCCGAUGGAGAUGAUCGGCGGCGGGUCUCCGGUGGGGCUGGACGCGUCGAAAGUGUCCAGAGUCGGGAUAAUCCCGAAAUACGCGGCUGACGAUUCGGAGAUGAGGUGGUUUGAGGUCCCCGGGUUCAACAUUAUGCACGCGGUGAACGCGUGGGACGAAGACGACGCCGUCGUGAUGGUGGCGCCGAACAUCUUAUCGGCGGAGCACACGCUCGAGAGAAUGGGGCUCGUCCACGCGCUCGUCGAGAAAGUGAGGAUCGAUCUCAAGACCGGGAUCGUAACCCGGCAACCGAUCUCGACUCGGAAUCUGGACUUCGCGGUGAUCAACCCGGCUUACCAGGGGAAGAAGAACCGGUUCGUCUACGCGGCAGUCGGCGAUCCGAUGCCGAAGAUCUCGGGAGUGGUGAAGCUCGACGUGUCGGGCUGUGAGCAUAAGGAGAGCAUAGUGGCGAGCAGGAUGUACGGUGAGGAUUGCUUCGGGGGAGAGCCGUUUUUCGUGGCGAGGGAGCCGGGGAAUCCGGAGGCGGAGGAGGACGACGGGUAUUUGGUGUCGUAUGUUCAUAAUGAGAAGACGGGAGAGUCGAGGUUUUUGGUGAUGGACGCCAUGUCGUCUGAGCUGGACAUCGUGGCGGCCGUGAAGCUGCCCCGGCGAGUGCCGUACGGUUUUCACGGGCUGUUUGUGAGGGAAAGUGACCUGAACAAGUUGUAGGUUACGGCGUUUAAUCACCGCAUACACUUGUGAAUUGUGACUAUGUUGUAUAUAAUUACAGAGUAAAGUUUUUAUUAUUAUAUUUGUUACAUUACAUUCCUGACCAAGAUAGGAUAUUGUUGGAUUGUGAUGAACUCAUAAAAUAUGUUAGGGUUUGCAUGUUCUUGUUACGUAUGAAAUUUACGUAAAUUGAACGACUAAAUUGCAUUAUAGAUUGAAGGAGACAUUUUCAAGUUUCUUCAAAGAUUG
Fragaria vesca subsp. vesca is the source of this 2023-nucleotide messenger RNA. Its product is annotated as probable carotenoid cleavage dioxygenase 4, chloroplastic-like. Gene Ontology annotation, biological process: carotene catabolic process. NCBI's taxonomy places the organism in Eukaryota, Viridiplantae, Streptophyta, Magnoliopsida, Rosales, Rosaceae. Gene Ontology annotation, cellular component: chloroplast stroma. The record is from RefSeq and is a predicted model, not a curated record. Bases 5 to 1774 code for a protein of 589 amino acids. Gene Ontology annotation, molecular function: carotenoid dioxygenase activity. The transcript has a single exon.